AUGGCCCAAACACCCAAACAAGUGACGGCCAAUGAGCUCACACAGGACAACAGUCAAUCUGUGGAAGGCAAAUUGAGCUCAGAAGAACAAGAGGGCCUGGAAGUCAGUGGGCAGUGCAUAGCAGUACCUCAGUCACCUGAAGCAUUGCUUUACACUAUUUAUAAACAGAGGAGUGACGAGUUUCGGAAGUUAUUCAAAGAAGUGCCCGAGUCUGAGAAACUAAUUGCAGACUACACCUGUGCUCUCCAGAAGGAUAUCUUGUUACAAGGACGCAUCUACCUUACAGAGAAUUGUUUAUGUUUCUACAGUCAUGUUUUUCGUGGUACAAAAAUCACAGUAAAUAUGCAGGAUAUCAUCUCAAUAUUACGAGAGAAGACAGCGAAAUGGAUACCAAAUGCCAUCCAGAUCAAUACUAAUUCAGAGAAGUUGUUCUUUAGCUCAUUUUCAGCAAGAGAGAAAAGUUUCCUGGGUAUGUUUCGGCUUUGGCAGAACGUUCUAAUGGAGAAGAAACUGACCAAGUUGGAGCUGUUGCAGAUGGUUAAGCAGCAUUAUGGCAACGAUUUAGGAUUGAGUCAUGAUGAAAUGGAAAGCAUUCAAUCAUCAGUAGAUACUGUCACACCUACCGUGCCCAGUCUGAAUAUGCGUGGAGAGGAUUACACGGGGAGACCAGAAAGGCCCACAUCGCUUCGUCUUCCCCAAGGGGAGCUGAAUUCUUAUGAGGCCACCACACCACAGGGAGACGACACACAGUCUUCAGUUGGACUGCAAAGCAUGCUUUCAGCAAAUGGAGGGGACGACACUCUCAGUACCCCGUCCCAUCAGCGCAGUCCAAAUCUGUCAUUAAACCGCUCAGGGUCUGAACGAGUGUCUAAACGCUCCUCUCUCUCUCUGGAUCUAAAUGCCAAUGAAGACCAGCUCUCCGAUAACAGCAGAUCUGACAGCUUGGAGGAGGUGGAAGAACGUGAGACAGCGUCUCCUGUGUCUCAGGGAAGGCUGUUUGUGAACCGGGUCUUUCACAUCAGUGCUGAGAAGAUGUUUGACCUGCUUUUCACUGAUUCUAAUUUCAUGCUGAGGUUUAUGGAUAUCAGGAAGAUCAUAGGUGCAAGCUCUACCUCUUGGCAAAGGGAGGCAUCUGGUGGUAUGAAAAGGACUUUGAACUUCACCAUCACCAUUAAUAACCCCCUGAUUGGCAAGUUUUCCACUGCCACAGAAACUCAGACGCUAUAUAAAGAGUCGAGGGAGGGUCAGUACUACAUGAUAGAUGCGGAGGUCUACACACAUGAUGUACCUUACCAUGACUACUUCUACACUCAGAAUCGCUACUGUAUCAUCCGCAACUCCAAGCACAAGUGCAGACUCAGGAUUUACACUGAUGUCAAAUACAAAAAGCACCCAUGGGGUCUUGUGAAAUCCUUUAUCACAAAAAACUCCUGGAGUGGCCUAGAAGACUACUUCAGACACCUUGAGGCAGAGCUGCUAGAAGAGGAGGCAGAGUUGACUCAAGGAAGCGGAGAUGCUGGAAAGACGGGUGGUUUGCGCAGGAGACGAAGAACUUACAGUCGCACCCUACAGGAACACAUGAAGCCAGGGAAGCAGUACAGUGCAGACUUAGAUCAGCAGAGAGACGGCACCAUGGGUGCCAUGGAUAUAAAGAACACACAACACAGAUGGAACAUCACUUCGAUUGUGUUUGCGAUGAGCUUAAUUCUUUUUGUUCUGGUGGUUCUGAACUUGGGGCUGUUCUAUAAACUUUGGGCCAUGGAAGAUGUCGCUCACCGUAUGUAUCUGAAUACCAAGCACAGAAUGAAGGAGAGAGUAGAGUCCAGUUUGGCACCUGGCCAAGGGCCUAGACAGGGUAUGCCACACAGAAGUCGAGAAGAAGCACAUUUACUGAGGGCAGUACUGCAGGACUCCAUUAACCUUCUAGAACAGCUACGCAGUUCUCUUGUGGUGCUUCAGCAGACCUUUCAGGUCUACAACAGAUCCUCCUCUCAGCUUUAAAUGGCAUUGAGUUUGGUGACCUGACAACACAAGGGUUUUCUUCCCAUAA
Sinocyclocheilus anshuiensis is the source of this 2050-nucleotide messenger RNA. Its product is annotated as GRAM domain-containing protein 1C-like. Gene Ontology annotation, biological process: intracellular sterol transport. The record is from RefSeq and is a predicted model, not a curated record. Gene Ontology annotation, cellular component: plasma membrane; endoplasmic reticulum membrane; endoplasmic reticulum-plasma membrane contact site. Gene Ontology annotation, molecular function: cholesterol binding; cholesterol transfer activity. NCBI's taxonomy places the organism in Eukaryota, Metazoa, Chordata, Actinopteri, Cypriniformes, Cyprinidae. The transcript is spliced from 17 exons. Bases 1 to 2001 code for a protein of 666 amino acids.